This is a messenger RNA of Scedosporium apiospermum, 1863 nucleotides long. Its product is annotated as Gmc oxidoreductase. The transcript is spliced from 6 exons. The record is from RefSeq and is a predicted model, not a curated record. Lineage: Eukaryota; Fungi; Ascomycota; Sordariomycetes; Microascales; Microascaceae. Bases 1 to 1863 code for a protein of 620 amino acids. Gene Ontology annotation, molecular function: flavin adenine dinucleotide binding; oxidoreductase activity, acting on CH-OH group of donors. Gene Ontology annotation, biological process: secondary metabolite biosynthetic process.
AUGAAGGCGGCAUCGCACUUCUUCUUCCUAUGCGCCGCCGUGAGUGGCGCACUGAUCCCCAGGCACUCUACAAUUGUAUCUCGCGACAUCGACUUGGAGUCCGAAUACGACUUCGUCAUCGCCGGCGGCGGUAUCUCCGGGCUCACCGUGGCGGACCGCUUGACCGAGGACCCCAAUGUCAAAGUUCUUGUCAUUGAAGCAGGGCCGUUCGACCUGGGCGAAGACAGUGUGCUAAUCCCGGGCGCUUUCAAUCCGGUGCCCUACCUGUGGAUUCCUCUGCUCAGCGUGCCCCAGGAGGCGCUGAACAAUCGGUCCUUCAACGUACCUCUUGGCCGAGUGGUCGGGGGAGGCUCCGUCGUCAAUGCCAUGGUAUUCGCGAGGGCGGGUAAGGGGGAGUACCACGACUGGGAGGAAUUAGGGGCGACCGGCUGGGAUUGGGACGACCUACUGCCUGAAAACUUUACCGCACCAGACGAUGAGUAUGCCGCUACUGCAAACAUCUCGUGGGUCGAUUCAGUCCACGGAAACGAAGGACCUGUCCAGUGUUCCUAUCCCAAUUUCUUCUUCGAGGGAAGCGAAAACUGGUGGAACGCCGCUCUCUCGGCGGGGUUAACCACCGCCGGUGAUCCAAAUGGAGGCAACGUUGCGGGCUUGACGUGGUUCCCCACCGUGGCUGACUUCACCACCCGCACGAGGAGCCAUGCGAGACUGAACCACUACGAUAGGGUCGAGGACGUGCGGCCAAACUACCACAUUCUCCCGGAGCACACCGUCUCCCGUGUCAUCUUCAACGGCACAAGGGCUAUCGGCGUCGAGUACCUUCCUAGCAAAGGUGGGGAUGUGGCGACGGUCACGGCCUCUAGAGAAGUCCACCUCGCUGCCGGCGCGGUGCACACGCCGCAGAUACUGCAAUUGUCCGGCAUUGGGCCUAGAAGACUUCUCGAGGAGUUCGAGAUCGAGAUCAUCGCGGACUUGCCCGGCGUGGGGCAGAACUUUCAUGACCAGCCGAGCAUCAUCAUCCCAUACCGAGUUACCAACAAUAUUGAGCCAAACAUGGCGACUCUGAAUACCGACGAGGAAUAUGACGCCGAACAGCGCGCCUUGUACGACGCGUCGAGGGAAGGUCCAUACGUCCUCACCAGAGGACUAAGUACAACUCUCGCGCUGCCUCCGUUGUCCAACGUGACCUCCUCGUGGCGAGACAUCAUCGAAGAAGCCCAAGGCAGAGAUCCAGCAGAUUUCCUGCCGGAUGACGUGGACGAGUCCGUUCUCUCUGGGUACAAAUUGCAGCGGGAAAUUACCUUGCGCCAGCUCGGAGGACAGGAGACGCCCGUGUCCAUGAUGCAUUGGGACACCGCUGACUCCGUCCGUAUGUACUUCCUCAGACCCCUGAGCCGCGGGUCGAUCCGGAUCAAUACGACCAACCCCCUCGACAACCCGCUCAUUGACUUUCGCACACUCACCGACCCGACCGACUUUGAUCUCGUGGUAGCGUCUUUUUUAAAGAAUCGAGACAUCAUGUCGCAGCCGACCAUGGCGAUCCUCGGCCCUGAGGAGCAGGCCCCGUUCGGAAACAAUAUUACUGACGUCGACGAGCUCAAGGAGAUACUGAAGUCAGUCGUCGAGCCCUCUAGUGCCCACGAAUGCUGCACGGCGGCCAUGAUGCCUAAGGAGCGCGGUGGUGUGGUCAACCCUCAGAUGAGGGUCUACGACGUUGAGGGGCUCCGUGUCAUCGAUGUCAGCUACUGGCCAAUGGUGCUCACGGCGGCGCCGACGGCUACGACGUAUGCCUCAGGCGAGAAGAUUGCCGAUCUUAUCAAGUUGGAGUACUGCCUUGCCGGUGCGUGCGAUGAGGAGGAUUAA